This is a messenger RNA of Brenthis ino (lesser marbled fritillary), 2220 nucleotides long. Lineage: Eukaryota; Metazoa; Arthropoda; Insecta; Lepidoptera; Nymphalidae. The record is from the annotation of a GenBank genome assembly.
AUGAGUGGAGGAGGAGCUAAUGCUAUGAAUAACCUACCACCUGGAGUGAAUCCAGAGAAUAACUUGAUGCCUGGUGGACCCAUUAUUAACCAAGGAGUGAAUAGAAAUAGAAAUAAUAAUCAAAAUCCACUGUUUAAUGUCAGAGAAAGACUCUUUCAUGCAUUAUUUUUCAAGUUUGCUUUAGCAUAUGCUCGUACAUUCCCUCGACCUAUAAGGAGAUUUUUUGAAUUCCUUGUGUUGCUGAAAGCACUUGUAGCCUUCUUUGUGCUGGCAUACAUACAUAUAGCAUUCUCUAGAACACCAACUACAUGUUUGAAUCAUAUUAAGGAUUCAUGGCCAAGAGACGGUAUACUUAGAGUAGAAAUUUUAAGAAACCCUGCUCAAGAUUAUACCGUUGAACAAAGUUAUGCUAAAGAACGUAAAUUAAAACGGGAUAAGGAGGAACUUAAUUCUAUGCUUGGAAUGCUAACUACUGAAGGGUUUUACAAUAUAGAGUCAUCUACAAGUGAAGAUAUAGAAGAAAAUGAAUAUCUGCGAGAUGGCACUGAUUAUGGCAACAUCACCCGAAUUCAUGAUGAAAUUGAAUAUGUGCAGAUAAAAGAUGUGAUAGAAACUGGUUUUUUUGUCGAUAGUAAACCAGAUAUGGUGCCUAGUGAUGGGCAAACGGACUUAAACCAAACAAUCAUGCCAGGUGAAAAAGUGGAGCCAACUUCCUCAAUAUGGGAAGGGAUUUUGGGUCUAGUUGAAGAUAUGGAUAGAGAUUCUAAAAUAGUAGAUGAAUCUCUCGAAGAAUCCGCAGCUAACGAUUCCUCAAAAGACGAGGACUAUAUUCUAGAAUAUUCCCUAGAGUAUGGAUUUCUUCGUCUCUCACCGAGCGCGAGACUUAGACUCAAAAUACCAGUGAAAAUCGUGACUUUAGACCCACAAAAGGACGAAUGUUUCGGCGAUACUUUUUCUCGCUUCGUUCUCGACGAAUUCCUUGGUUAUGACGACCUUUUGAUGGCGUCUAUAAAAAGUCUUGCUGAACAAGAGGAUAAUAAAGGUUAUUUGAGAAAUGUGAUCACCGGUGAACAUUACCGUUUCGUGUCCAUGUUGACAGCGCGCAGUUCAUACAUAGCUGCGUUUUUCAUCAUGCUUGUCUUCACUGUUUCUAUCUCAAUGCUCCUGCGGUACGCGCAUCAUCAGAUAUUCGUGUUUAUUGUGGACUUGCUGCAAAUGCUGGAAUUUAAUGUGACUGUGUCGUUCCCAGCGGCACCACUUCUUACUGUUAUUUUGGCGUUAGUGGGUAUGGAAGCCAUCAUGUCAGAAUUUUUCAACGACACUACUACAGCAUUUUACAUCAUUCUCAUCGUGUGGAUCGCCGACCAAUAUGACGCAAUUUGCUGCCAUACCGCGAUCGCUAAAAGACAUUGGUUAAGGUUUUUCUACUUAUACCACUUCUCGUUCUAUGCCUAUCAUUACCGCUUCAAUGGUCAAUACAGCAGCCUUGCUCUCGUCACAUCGUGGCUCUUCAUACAGCAUUCCAUGUUGUACUUCUUCCAUCACUACGAACUGCCCGUAAUACUACAGCAGGCACAAUUGCAACAGCUUCUCCUAAGAACUCACCACGGUAUGGGGGGAAUGAUGGGAUUAGCAGGUAUUGCAGCUUUAGCCAGUGGGGCCGCGUAUCACGACGCACCCGGUACUGGCACUCAAGCUACUCCUCCAACUACUCAAUCUACAACACAAACCGUUCAAAAUACGGUGCAAUCCACUACACAGACAUCGCCGUCUGUAUCAACAGCUCAAACAAAUACUACUCAUACAGGUGAUGUAAUAUCCUCUAGAAUAACUACACAAGAUUCUGUACCAAAUAGCACCACUACAGGGAAUCAAACUGAUGAACGAGCAAUAGCAACUUCAGUUGAAGUAAUAGGCAAUACAGACAAAUCUAUUAAUUCAGAGAAAGCUAUUAAAAUCGAAGAAAUCAAAAGAAAUACCUCUGAAGAUGAUAUAAAGCUUCGUAGCAGUAGUUCUGCUACUAUCGAUACCGAUAAAACUUUGCCAAGUGGAGCCAACAAUGACAUAAUGCAUAAAGAUAAUGCUAAGGUCGAUAGCUUGACGUUAGACCGUAGACGAAAAGAGAGCGUAGAAACAAACGAAAGUGAUCCUCCAGUUUCGAGUACAGCAUCUGCUGUAAAACUCGCUCCUAGAGCUUCCCCCGAAACUGACGACUUAGAC